ACCCUUUUUUGUUUCUUUUUACAUACGUUUCUUACAACGAGAACAAUGUUCCGCCGUCUUGUAACAGUCGCCCCCCGCGCCGCCGGCGUCCUCUCGCCUCGCAUCGCCGCCCCGGCUGUCGCCGGCGUGCAAAGCCAGAUCUCAACCAUACGGGCUACCACUUCCUCUCCUCUCCAGCCCCAGCAGCGCAGGGGAUAUCACGAGAAGGUUCUUGAUCACUACUCCAAUCCCCGUAACGUCGGUUCCAUGGCCAAGAGCAUCGACGUCGGUACGGGUCUCGUCGGUGCCCCGGCCUGUGGUGAUGUGAUGAAGCUUCAGAUCCGCGUCGACAAGGACACCAACGUGAUCAGCGACGUUAAGUUCAAGACCUUUGGCUGCGGUAGCGCCAUCGCUAGCUCCAGCUACCUGACCGAGUUGGUGCGCGGCAUGACUCUCGACGAGGCCGCCAAGAUCCGCAACACCGAUAUCGCCAAGGAACUGUGCUUACCUCCUGUCAAGUUGCACUGUUCCAUGCUCGCUGAGGAUGCUAUCAAGUCCGCCAUCUCGGAUUACUACACCAAGAACCCCAAGGCUGUCAAGACUAACCUGGCUGGUACUGGUGCCUCGAUUCCGGAUCUUCAUGCUCAACCCGAGAAAGUUGCUCCUGUCGCCUAGAUGGGACAGCUAAAGCAAAACAAAACAAAAGGGACACCGAUC
Messenger RNA from Aspergillus saccharolyticus JOP 1030-1, 696 nucleotides. RefSeq names its product putative iron-sulfur cofactor synthesis protein (Isu1). Gene Ontology annotation, biological process: iron-sulfur cluster assembly; intracellular iron ion homeostasis. Gene Ontology annotation, cellular component: mitochondrial matrix; cytoplasm. The record is from RefSeq and is a predicted model, not a curated record. The transcript is spliced from 2 exons. Lineage: Eukaryota; Fungi; Ascomycota; Eurotiomycetes; Eurotiales; Aspergillaceae. The coding region runs from base 46 to 654 and encodes 202 amino acids. Gene Ontology annotation, molecular function: 2 iron, 2 sulfur cluster binding; ferrous iron binding.